ACGUUACUGGUAAUAUCAAUAAAAAAAAUUACCCAUUUCCAGAAAAAGAUAACCUUAUUUAUAAGAAGGUACUUUAAAAAAAGGUACCUUCAAAAAAGAAGUGGGAGAGGUACUUUGGUUACACAAUAACACACUAUUUACUUGGGCACAAGAACGAUGUCACAAAACGAAUAAAAAAGCCACAAAAUACCGAUACCUAUUCGACAACGGUUAAAUAACCUUUGGAAAGCCGUUUUCAGAACAAGGAAUAGUUGACUACGCUCGUGUCUUACCGACGCAAUCUAACCAAAGAAUUAAAAGAUUUCUGGUAUUUAUUUACCAGAAAAUCAAAUUGCAAUUACUAUAAAAACAGCAAUGAAUAGUAUCGGGGAAGAAUGUACAGAAUUAAAGAAAAAGUACGACGAUUGCUUCAAUACUUGGUUUACUGAAAGAUUUUUGAAGGGUGAUCAUGAUGAUUCAGUGUGUGCAGGAAUUUUCAAAAUCUAUCAAGAAUGCGUCAAGAAUGCUAUGAAACAACAAAAUAUUGACUUCAAGGAAAUUGACAAGGAUAUUCUUGGCACUGAAAAUGAAUACAAAGUUCCACCCGAAAGUUCGAGUUGACAGAAAUUUAACCUCAUAUGUGCUCUCAAUACUGCAACAUGUUGGAAUAUUUUCAAUGGAAAUAUGGAAAGCCAUUUGAAUAAAUUAGAAAAUAACGACAAAACAGAUGUAGAGAGUAUGUAGAUAAAUGAAUUUUAGAUCUUGUUUUGUCAGUAAGGCUUGUUCUAAUAAAUCUUAGAAAUAUUAUUAUAAGCUACUAAUGAUGGGAAAGACUUACCUGCAUUUAUUAAUUAAAUUAUUAUUUCUGUUAUGUCAAAAACUCAGGAGAUAAAUUAGGGGACAAAUGAAAUAUUAAUCAUAUGUUAGUGUUAAUAUUAGUUGAAUCCUGCAACACUUUUUCAUUCUAGUAUUAUUGUCCUUACUACAACCAUUGUUUUAUCCUUUGGACAGAGUUUAGGAGAAUUAUUUAAUAUGUGAUAACAAUAAUUAUGAUAUCAUGCGAUAUGGGAUACAGGAAAUAUGUUAGCUGCAAAUAGUACAAAGUUGUAAAAAUAUAUGUGUCAGCAUUCUA
Amyelois transitella is the source of this 1111-nucleotide messenger RNA. Its product is annotated as TP53-regulated inhibitor of apoptosis 1-like. Bases 355 to 600 code for a protein of 81 amino acids. The record is from RefSeq and is a predicted model, not a curated record. NCBI's taxonomy places the organism in Eukaryota, Metazoa, Arthropoda, Insecta, Lepidoptera, Pyralidae. The transcript has 2 exons.